This is a messenger RNA of Mastomys coucha (southern multimammate mouse), 1437 nucleotides long. It is a transcript of the gene Mtfmt, whose product is annotated as mitochondrial methionyl-tRNA formyltransferase. Lineage: Eukaryota; Metazoa; Chordata; Mammalia; Rodentia; Muridae. Gene Ontology annotation, biological process: biosynthetic process; conversion of methionyl-tRNA to N-formyl-methionyl-tRNA. The record is from RefSeq and is a predicted model, not a curated record. Gene Ontology annotation, cellular component: mitochondrion. Gene Ontology annotation, molecular function: methionyl-tRNA formyltransferase activity.
AGCUCUAUGCUCCGCCCCCUGGGCGCGCAUGCGCAUGGUGGGCCGCUGCAGGCCGAGGUGAUGCUCCUUCCGCCGCGCUGCUGGGGUCGGUGGCUGGCGGGAAGGAGGCCACGCUGUUUCUGUCAGUCACCUGCCGGGUUCGGCGGGAAGAACGGCCGAGGCUCCCGGGUCCGCGAGAAGCCACCUUGGCGGGUGCUAUUCCUCGGCACCGACCACUUUGCCCGGGAAGCGCUGCGGGCGCUGCACGCCGCCAGAGACGACAAAGAGGAAAAGUUAAUUGAGAAACUGGAAGUUGUCACAGUGCCUUCGCUAUCCCCCAAAGGACUACCUGUGAAGCAAUAUGCCAUACAGUCUCAGCUCCCGGUGUAUGAGUGGCCCGACGUGGGAUCUGGAGAAUAUGACGUUGGGGUAGUGGCUUCCUUUGGCCGGCUUUUGAGUGAGGCUCUUAUUCUUAAAUUUCCCUAUGGCAUACUGAAUGUGCACCCCAGCUGCCUCCCGAGGUGGCGUGGUCCUGCGCCGAUAAUCCAUACGGUGCUUAAUGGAGACACGGUCACUGGAGUAACGAUUAUGCAAGUUAGACCCAAAAGAUUUGAUAUAGGCCCAAUUCUCAAGCAGGAAACCAUCCCUGUGCCUCCCAAGAGCACUUCAAAGGAAUUGGAAGCGGUGUUGUCAAAACUUGGUGCCAACAUGCUUAUCUCAGUUUUGAAAAAUUUGCCUGAAAGUCUGAACAAUGGAAGGCCGCAGCCGGCUGAGGGAGUGACAUACGCUCCCAAGGUUUCUGCUGGCACCAGCUGUGUCAAGUGGGAGGAGCAGAACUCAGAGCAAGUACUCAGACUUCACCUUGCCAUUGGGGAUAUUGUUCCACUGCAGACACUCUGGAUGGAGAACCCCAUUAAACUUCUGGAUCUCGUAGAAGUUAACAACUCCAUCCUUGCAGAUCCGAAAUUAACAGGACACUCUAUGACUCCAGGGUCUGUGGUAUACCACAGACCAUCACAAAUGCUGCUGGUUCACUGCAAGGAUGGCUGGAUUGGUGUUCGAUCAGUAAUGCUUAAGAAAACACUAACAGCUACUGAUUUCUACAAUGGAUAUUUGCAUGCGUGGUACCAGAAAAAUUCCCACGCUCACCCAAGCCAGUGCAGAUUUCAGACUCUAAGACUUCCAACAAAGAUACAACAGAAAAGAAUUGUUGCUAUGCAACAGUGCAUUAAGUAGCUAGGAAGACAACGGACAAGGAUCCAUUGCACACUUGUAAUUUAUUAAAAGCUUUAUUUACAAGCAACUGCUGUGGUUUUGAAAGAAGAUGACCUUGUGGGAGAAAAAGAAAUGGUUAUCAGGAGGUGGAAGUGUUGCGCUCUCCAUUGUAUGUAGCAGUUAAGAGUGAACUUUUCUACUUGAAUAACACAAGAAAUUUAAAUAAAAUUUCUAUUUAUAAUA